AUGCACGGAAGUGAGUCGACGUCUUCCUGUGCGUGCUUGUUUUUCGACGCCCUACAAGCUAGCGAAUAAUGCAAACGAGCUAAUAAUCUAGAAAGGGUUUGUCAACUGCAGCUUUGACUUGAUGAAUGGGUCUAACCAGAGCCAUGACUCUAACUUGCGGAAUGAGCUUACGUUGAAUUUUGGAGUAAGUUUCACUUGCCGAUUUUACCCAUAGGCGCAGCCAUUUAGUGACGUGUAUUCCGGUACACGCCUUAUACGCAGAUAUUUUACGGUAGCGUACGCGCUACAAUUGAGAGUGCAGAGCUCGUUGCGGUUUCUUGCAAGGCUAUGGCUGACUACCCUUCUCCUCAAAAGCCACCAGAGUACACUCCACCAGGCUAUCAUGAUGGUUCUCAAGGCUAUCCUCCACAGGGGUACCCUCCACAAGGUUAUCCUCCACAAGGCUAUCCUCCGCAAGGUUAUCCUCCACAAGGAUAUCCUCCACAGGGCUAUCCUCCGCAAGGUUAUCCUCCACAAGGCUAUCCUCCUCCCAUGCCGCAACAGCAACAGUCUAAUACAACGGUUGUAGUGGCUCAGGCGGCUCCAGCAACCCACACAACGACGGUGGUGACUAGGCGUUCCACCAAUCACUGCAUGCACUUCUGCAUUUGUCUCUUCUUCCCUCCGUGGAUAAUAUGCUGGUUGAUUGCGUGCUGUAACGACUAGGCGGCGACUCGACUGAGAGAAAGGCACCUUAUAGUAGUGCGCUGACGGUACUUUUGUUAGUUAGUAGGUUGCAAUUAAUUGAAUGUAUUGGCAUUGGUUUUGUAAAAGUACUGCAAAGACAGUUGGGGUAGGUCCCACACUGUCGCUCUAC
Messenger RNA from Corticium candelabrum, 856 nucleotides. RefSeq lists its product as uncharacterized. The transcript has 3 exons. The record is from RefSeq and is a predicted model, not a curated record. The coding region runs from base 328 to 705 and encodes 125 amino acids. Lineage: Eukaryota; Metazoa; Porifera; Homoscleromorpha; Homosclerophorida; Plakinidae.